Molecule: messenger RNA, 1718 nt
Organism: Brassica napus (rape)
Lineage: Eukaryota; Viridiplantae; Streptophyta; Magnoliopsida; Brassicales; Brassicaceae
Exons: 15
Coding region: 126-1448 (440 amino acids)
Source: RefSeq, a predicted model, not a curated record
GAAUAUCCCUUUGUCUUCAUCCUCCUUCCAUCAUAUCAUAUUCCUCAAUUCGAAAGAGAGAGAGAGAGAGAGAGAGAGAGAGACCUUGGAUCGGUGGUGGAGUGUGAGGGAGUAGAUCAAUAGACAUGGCUUCGACUGACGGACUUGUGCCCAUCACCCGGGCUUUUCUGGCGUCAUACUACAACAAAUAUCCUUUUCCUCCUCUUUCCGACGACGUUUCUCGGCUUUCCUCUGACAUGGCUUCUCUGAUUCAGCUACUGACUCUCCAAUCUCCCCCAUCUAAAGGGGAAGCUUCCCUGAUCGAAGAAGCGAACCAGCAGCCUCCUCACAAGAUUGAUGAGAAUAUGUGGAAAAAUCGGGAGCAGAUGGAGGAGAUACUGUUUCUUCUGCAACCAUCUCGUUGGCCUGUUCAGCUUCGGGAACCUUGCACAUCCGAAGAUGCUGAAUUAUCAUCCAUUUUGAGACAUCUCAAAGACAAUUUUGAUAAAGCUCUGGCUGCUAUGAUUUCCUUCCAGACGAAAAACUCUGAGCGCGUCUUUAACACUGUUAUGACCUACAUGCCUCAAGAUUUCCGAGGAACGCUCAUCAGACAGCAGAAGGAGAGGUCUGAGAGGAACAAACAGGCGGAGGUUGAUGCCUUGGUUAGCUCUGGAGGGACCAUACGAGACACGUAUGCUCUUCUUUGGAAGCAGCAGAUGGAGCGGAGGAGACAGUUGGCUCAACUAGGCUCUGCCUCUGGUGUCUACAAAACCCUUGUCAAGUACUUGGUUGGGGUGCCACAGGUGUUGUUGGAUUUUGUUCGACAAAUAAAUGAUGAUGAUGGGCCAAUGGAAGAACAACGACAACGUUAUGGACCUCCUCUAUACACUCUCACAAAAAUGGCCACGGCUAUCAGGGUUUUCUUAACCCUUCUCUGGCAAAGAUAUGAUACUUUCAAACUGAAUAAAGAACAAAUGAAUCUCCUGUCCGAAGCUGCUAUCGUCUACACAUCUGAGUUUGAAAGAUUCGUCGCAUUUAUCAGCGAUGUAUUUGCCAAUUCCCCCUUCUUCAUUUCAGCAGAUGCCGCUGGGAUAUUGGGUUCAAGGGAAAAUGAGGAGUACAAAGAGAUUAUCGUCCAAGCUGGGAGAACCUAUGAGGUCUCAUUGAUGGUGGAAUCCGAAAAUUCAUAUAUUGGUUGGGAUUUCUCCUUGAUGCAAGGCAAGAUAAGCAUGGAUAUUGGAUUUAGCGUGGAGUACAUAAGUGCUUCAGGGGAAAAGACUCUGAUAUUACCUUACCGUCGUUAUGAAGCUGACCAGGGAAACUUCUCUACGCUAAUGGCUGGAAACUACAAACUUGUUUGGGACAAUUCAUAUUCAACUUUCUUCAAAAAGACUCUUCGAUAUAAAGUGGAUUGCAUACCACCAGUAGUGGAGCAGAAAGUGGAAGAUGAAGAUGGAUUAGAAUCAUGAAAACUCAUCAUCAUCUAUCUGUACAAAGACAAAACUUUGACCUUCUGAAAGACAUCAUAAGUAUCUGUUGCGGCCUCGUACAGGAAUAUGACUAUCUUGUUUGCCGAGUAAGUGAAAUUUGGCGAUUGAAGCUGCAUGCUCUAUUAUCGAUGUAUGGGUUACAAAUAUUAUUUGGUUGGUUUGAAAUAGCUGGGUUGACGUCGCUGAAACAACUACAUGGGCCUACAACCUAAAUGGGCUUAUUUGCAUCUAUGGUAUUUGUUUUCUAUU